AUGAAAUCAACGGCGUUUCUCGCCCUCUGCGGCAGCGUCCUGGCCACUGCCAGCCCCAUUCUUCAGGCCCGCAAGCUGUACACCAAGACGGAUAUCGUGGUCGAAUGGGUCACCGUCACGGUCACUGAGGGCGAUUCUUCCACCGUUUUCCAACGCCCCAAAGCGCACCAUACCGCGACGACGAUUACCAUCGUUCCGGCUCCCAGCACCACCUCGGUUGCUCCGCCGCCUCCCCCGACUACCUCUUCUACUUCUCAGGCCGUUGUCCAGCCUCCUCCCCAACCCACUCCUGAGCCCAGCCCUGAGCCCAGCCCUGAGCCGAGCACCCAGGCUGCUCCGGUAGUCCAGUCGCCACCGUCCGUAGUCCAAGUUGCCAAGGUUUCGACCUCGGCUGCUCCCUCGCCUGCCCCUGCCAAGACCAGCUCGGCCUCGGUCGCCCAGCCCUCCGACUUCCAGAGCACGGCUCUUUACCACCACAACGUUCACCGUUUCAACCACUCCGCUGGCGCCCUUGAGUGGAGCGACGAGCAUGCCCAGUAUGCCGAGACUCUCGCUAAGACAUGCGUGUUUGAGCACAACACGAAAAUUGGUGGCGGAGGCUACGGCCAGAACCUCGCCAUGUGGGGUUCCACAGCCGAUCCGGAGGCCGUCGGCGCCACUGAGUCGGUGGCGCGUGCGGCAAGCAACGGCUGGUACAACGGCGAGAUCAACCUCUUCCCGUCAAGCGAGUACGGCAAGGCCACUCCGGACAUGACCCACUUCGAGGACUGGGGUCACUUCUCGCAGCUCGUCUGGAAGGGCACCAAGAAGGUUGGCUGCGCGUCGGUGUUCUGCCAGCCAGGUACUCUCUCGAGCAUGGGCUCUUGGUAUACCGUCUGCAACUACUACCCUGCCGGCAACGUCGGCGGCGCUUACGGUGACAAUGUUGAGCCUCCUCAAGGUCAAUCCACUGUUACCGCUGCCUAA
Molecule: messenger RNA, 966 nt
Organism: Chaetomium strumarium
Lineage: Eukaryota; Fungi; Ascomycota; Sordariomycetes; Sordariales; Chaetomiaceae
Product: CAP domain-containing protein
Exons: 3
Coding region: 1-966 (321 amino acids)
Cellular component (GO): extracellular region
Source: RefSeq, a predicted model, not a curated record